Lolium rigidum is the source of this 1242-nucleotide messenger RNA. RefSeq names its product acyl transferase 15-like. The record is from RefSeq and is a predicted model, not a curated record. The transcript has a single exon. Lineage: Eukaryota; Viridiplantae; Streptophyta; Magnoliopsida; Poales; Poaceae. Bases 1 to 1242 code for a protein of 413 amino acids.
AUGAGCACCGUGGCGAUCAGCAAGUUGCCGCCGGUGCUCGUCCAGCCAUUAGAACCGGUCACGGUGACCGGUGACAUCAAUCUAUCGUCUUACGACAAGCAUCUUGUUUCCAGGCCUGCCACGGCGUUCUUCGUGUUUGAGCGUCCACUACACGAGCCCGUGGAGACCAUUAAAAGGGGACUGUCGCGAGCUCUUCUCGAGUACUACCCUAUCGCCGGCCGGCUGGCCGCUGGAGCCACCGCCGGCGAAGUCAUCAUCAAAUGCACCGGCGAGGGCGUGUCAUUCGUCGCGGCGUCCGCCAGCUGCGCCAUCAAGGACGUCAUGGGUCUGACCGAUCCGUCGCUGAAAGAGGAGCUCGGCGUGUUCUACGACGGCCGGUGCAGAUACUCUGAUCCGCUGGUGUUGAUGCAGGUGACCGUCUUCUCCUGCGGCGGGUUCGUCCUGUGUGUAACCUGGAACCACUCCGUCGCCGAUGGCGUCGGGAUGGGCCAGUUCAUGCUGGCGGUCGGCGAGCUCUCUCGCGGUCUGCCGUCCCCGUCCGUCGUCCCGGUCAGGCAGCCCGAUUCGCUCAUCUUGAGCCCGCCUCCGGUUUUCACAAAGAUUAUGCAGCUCCUGGGUAGCCUCCAGCCUACUCAACUGGCCUUGCUUGACAUCACCAUCCGAUCAAGCUUGAUACGGCGCAUCAAAGAUAAAUACUCGUCGAUGAACUCCGGCCAGCCGUGCACGGUGUUCGAGGCGGUGGCCGCGGUUCUGUGGCGGUGCCGGGCCCGUGCAAUCUCCUCCGACCCGGAGGCGCUCACCGUGCUCUUCUUCCCUACCAAUGCGCGCACGUACGCGGGGGCAGAAGAGGGAUACUACGGCAACUGUCUCGUGUGGCGGCUGGUCACGGCGACGGCCCGCACGGUGGCGAAUGGCGACAUCAUGGACCUAGUCAAGAUGAUCCACGCCGCGAAGGAUCGGGUGCCCGGCCAGUCGGACAUGGACGAGCUGCUGCAGUUGCCGGACUGGUACGACCUUCUUCGUGUCACGUCCUGGCGAAACAUUGGGCUUCAGACACCUGAUUUUGGCGCGGGGACGCCGACGAGGGUGAUGGCACACUCGCCGCCGCAGAGAGACCUGCCCAAAUGCACGGCGUGUAUCCCGUGCAUGGACGAGUACAACGUGUUGUCCACCUGCGUGAAGGAGGAACACGCCAGCGCCUUCCUCCACGAAUUAGCAGAUAUGCACCUCAAUUACAUUUAG